CUUGUAAUGAUUUUAUUACGACUUUAUUCUCGUCAGUAAUUACUUUAUUACAACUUUAUUCUAGUAAAUAAUGAUUUUACUACGACUUGAUUCUUGUAAUUACUUUAUUACGACUUUAUUCUCGUAAGUAAUUGCUAUAUCACGACAUUAUUCUAGAAAGUAAUUGCUUAAUUACGACUUUAUUCUCAUAAGUAAUUACUAUAUUACGACUUUAUUCACGUAAGUAAUCCCUCUAUAAUGACUUUAUUAUCGUAAAUAAUUACUUUAUUACAACUUUAUUCUUGUAAGUAAUAACUAUACUACAACAUUAUUCUUGUAAAUACUUUAUUACGACUUUAUUCUAGUAAGUAGUUACUAUAUUAUGAUUUAUUCUCGUAAGUAAUUACUUUAUUACGACUUUAUUCUUGUAAGUAAUUACAAUAAAACGACAUUAUUCUCGUAAGUAAUUACUUUAUUAAGGCUUUAUUCUCUUAAGUAAUUACCAUAUAACGACAGUAUUCUCGUAAGAAAUGAUUUUACUAUGACUUUUCUCGUAAGUAAUUCCUAUAUUAUGAUUUUAUUCUCCUAAGUUUUUACUUGAUUACAAUUUUAUUCUCGUCAGUAAUGAUUUAACUACGACUUGAUUCUUGUAAGUAAUUACUUUAUUGCAAUUUUAUUCUUGCUCUUACUCUAUUACAACUUUAUUCUCGUAAGUAAUUACUAUAUUACGAUACUAUUCUCAUAAGUAAAACUUUAUUACGGCUGUAUUCUCUUAAGUAAUUACUAUAUAACGACAUUAUUCUUGUAAGAAAUGAUUUUACUCAGCUUUUUUCUCGUAAGUAAUUCCUAUAUCAUGACUUUAUUCUCGUAAGUUAUUACUUUAUUACAACUUUAUUCUCAUAAGUUAUGAUUUUACUAUGACAUUAUUCUAGUUAUUAAUGAUUUUACUAUGACUUUUUUUCUUCUAAGUAAUUAAUUAUGACUUUAUUUUUGUAACUACUUUGUUUCCACUUGUAAGUUAUUACUUUAUUUCAACUUUAUUCUCAUUAUUUAUUACUUAGUUAUGACUCGAUUUUUGGAAGUAAUGAUUUACUACAACUUUGUUCUAGUAAGUAAUUACUUUAUUUUGACUUAAUUCUAGUGAAGAAUUACUUACGAAAGCAAGGCUUAAUUUCCUCGGUCUUUUUUUUUUUUUUUUUUUUUUGUAAUGUUGCCCUAAUACUCCGUUGUAAUUUUACAUCAUGUAAGAGGGACUAAGACUUUGGUAAAAUAUUUUAACAUUCCUUUGCUGUUUUUUUUUUUUUUUUUUUUUUUUUUUUUUCUUAAAGCACGAGACCUUAAGUGGUUCAACUUUUAGCAAUAAAUAUGAGAUAGAGGUAGAGGGAGAAGGAGAGGUAGAGAGAGAGAGAGAGAGAGAGAGAGAGAGAGAGAGAGAGAGAAAGUCAUUAGGAGAAUCUGGAGCAUUACGUCAUGUUAGCCCCCGCCCCUCCUCCCCCCUCCCUUUCGUCACCGCUGUGCAGCCUCCGCGCUCUGAUUGGCCCAUCAUCUGGUGGCCUAUAAACCCAAUUGGCUGGCCGGGAGUCAUCCAACGCGGACCUGAUAGAGGACAGGAGAGCGAGAGAGGGAUGAUUCCGAUAAAAGCGGCAGCAGGACUCCGUCCGACCUCAUCCGGAUCAAUUAAAACCUGAACGAACCGGUGAACCUGCUGGACUCAGCUGGUCUGAAUCAACCCGGACUGAACCGGACUGUCCCGGCGAGAGGUCCCAGAGUGAAAGAGCGGUGGAGCAGGAGCUCCAGGCGGAGGAGCAAGGUGAGAAGAUGGGCGUCUGUCCUCCAGGAGGAUUCAGACAGAGGUGUUGGUGUUAAAUGUGCAGAUUUUUAAAUGAGGUUUGGUUGGGGCGCUGUUACAAACACACACUCUGCACACAGCUGCUUUAUUAUCAGAUUACUCUAACUCUGAGCUCUGAGAUGUCUGUGCAGCUGUUACUCUGUGUGUGUGUUUUCGUGUGUGUGUGUGUGUGUGUGUGUGUGUGUGUGUGUGUGUGUGUGUGUGUGUGCGCGCGCGCGCGCGUGCGUGCGUGUGUGUGUGUGUGUUUGUCAUUAUGGGAUGUUCCGGGACAAAGCAGCGCGAAGUUUGGCAUCAACAAUGAAUCACCAUAGAAAGAGAGAGAGUCGCUUUUGGAAAUCUUUGAAUUUUAAGGACUUCAUUCCUUGACUGAUUCAGUGGAUAUGAUGUCUGUCUGUCUGUCUGUCUGGUUUUUUUUUUUGUUCCCUCCAAGAGAAAUGUUCUCAAACUUGUCUGACUCUGGUGCAUGUGUGAUGUCUGAACUGAACCAGAGGCACUUUAGUAGCUUAUGAAAACCCUUUUAAGUGCCUCGCUGUUUCUAUUUUAAGUGUCGAUCUGAAAACCAUUUUAGGUGUCUAAUUGUAACCAAUCUAAUAUUUUUAUUUUUACCAAUCUAAUAUAUUUUAAUGUUAGCAUACCUCCACUUACAAAAAUCAAUUGUGACCUUUUUUAGUGCUUAAGUACAAUGAUUUUUAGACUCUGUUACUGUUUUAAGUGCUGAUUUAAAACUGUUUGUAGUGUUAACAUGUAGACAAUUUUUAGGUCUAAGUCUGAGUCUAAGUUAAACUCUUUAUGUUCUAAACAGUGUUUAAAAGUCUCUGACUUAAAACUAUGAAAAUGUUUCAAUGAAGCCACUGGCGUCUUAUCGUAACCGUUUUAUUGACAAAUCUGCCUUUUAAAGGGCUGAUCUGAAAUCAUUUUAAGUGUCUAAUUGUGACCAAUCUAAUAUUUUUGAUCCAACCAUCUUUAAUGUUAGCAUGCAUCCAUUAUCAAACAUCAAUUGUGUCCUUUUUUUAGUGCUUAAGUACAAUGAUUUUUAGACUCUGUUACUGUUUAAGUGCCAAUUUAAAACUAUUUGUAGUGUUAACAUGUCACCACUUUUUAGGUCUGAGUGAAAGUACUUAAGAUUUAGGAGGUCAAUGUUAAGUGUUCAAAGUUAUCGUUUUUGGUUUUAAGUAAAACCAUUUUAGUCUAUUAUAAGUGUCUAACUGUAACUGUUUCAGCGUGUUGACCCUUUUUAGUGCCCAGAGAACUUUAACAGUAUCCAUGUCACUUUUUAAGUGUGAAUCUGUAACAGGUUUUUUGAGUCUAAGUUAAACUCUUUAUAUCCUAAACAAUAUUUUAAAAGUCUCCAACUUAAAGCUAUGUGAAUGUUUUAAUGAAGCCAUUUUGGCAUCUUAUUGUUAACAUUUUAACGAUAAACCUGCUGUUUAAAAUGCCGAUCUGAAACAGCGUCAACAUAAACCAUUUUAAAGAUAUGAUUAACUGUUUGAAGUCCCUAUUUGUCACUGUUUUAAGUGUCUUUUAUCACUUUUAGCCCAACUGUUCUCUUCAAGCGUCUCUAAUAGAAACACUUUAUCAUGUUUUGGCGAAGUAUAACCCCUGUUACUGUUCGAUGGAACCACACAGGCGCAUCGACUGGACCUUUAAGGACCAGAAGCUCUUGUACGAUCGUCUUUAUGUCUGUCAUUCUUAUGACUUCGCGUCCUCAGUAAAAAGUCGUCUUCUUCGUCACGGCGGCGUCUUCCUCUUCUAACCUCUCAGCUUCCACCAUCUUGACCCCGGCUGACCUCAGUGGAGCUUUAAGCUCAGUCUCACAGGCAGAGGUGGAACAUUAAACUCUUUUAUUGAGGUGGAGACUGAUGGUCCUCAGGUGAGGUCUGCUCUGGUUCUGCUCAGGUUCUGCUCAGGUUCCGAGCUCCCUCCCUCAGCUGGUUUCUCCUCUCUCAGAUUUUCUUCGGUGACCCCUUGUGUCUCACUUUCUCUCCUCGCCCUGUCUCUUUCAUGUCUUCCUCUUUUCCCCCCUCUUCUUCCUUCCUUCCUUCCUUCCUUCCCCUUUCCUCUCUCCUCCUCUCCUCUCUGUUUUUUCCUUUCCCCAUGUUCUCCUCCAGGUUGUCCUCUUCUAUCCUUCACUUCUCUCCUCUUCCUUUUUCCUACUGUCUCGUCUCCUCUCCCUCUUAUCUUUUCUCCUUUUUGUCUCCUUUCCUUUUCUCCUUUCUUUUCUUUGUUGCUUUUCCUACUUUUUCUAGUCUCCUGCUUCCUUUCUGUCCCUCUGUUUCCUUGAUUCCUUUCCUCUCCUCCUUUGUUGUCUUGUGUCUUUCCUUCCUCUCCUACUCCUGUCUCCUCUCCAUUAUUACUCCUCUCUCCUUCUCAUCUCCUUCUUAUCUCCUUCUCUUCUCUCCUCCUCUGCCCCCUCGUCUGUUGUCUUCCUUAUCCUCUACCAUCUUCUCUUUCCCCCCCCCCCCCGUCUCCUCGGUUCCUCCCUGGAGGAGCGGCGUUCCGAGCAGCGUUCAGAGCCUCUGUUAGAGCGUUGUUCAGAUGAAGAAGAAGGGAAGUCGGAUGAGUUGAGUUGUUGUUGCGUAAUGAAUCUUCUGAAACUCUGGGAUGAAACUGGGUCGCAGAGUUUCUUCACUUCACUUGACUCGUUUCACAUUCAGAGGGUUUCCACGGUAACAAGCACCCUCCUUUAUGCAACCACUUCUUCCUGACCUCCUCAACUCUCGGCUAACCGUAGAUUUUUCCCCUCUCUUUGUCACGAUGAGCUGCCUUCAAACACGGGUUUGAUCUGGGACUCAAACCUCUGAAUGAGUGUCGAGUCUCUACUUGUGUCUGUCAGGAAUGAGUCAACGAGUUGAAAUCAGCCACUGAAGACCCCGACCCUGAGUGUUCACAGUGAAUCUGAGACUGUUCUGAUAAAUCUCCAUAAACUCAGUAAAACAAUUCAGAGGAGACAGGAGGAGAUCUGAGGAGCAGCCCGGGCGACUUUAAUGAAGAAAUCAGUCCAGAUGACAGAGUCUUGAUCAGACCAAAGGAGACGAGCCCCAAGCUUUCCUCUCACUCACUCAGUCCAUUUACAUGACACUCGAGAAAACUGAAUUAUCGCCUUACUGCAAUUAAGACCGGACAACUGAAGUGCGAUGCAAUUUUGCGACUUUCGGGGGGGGUUAUGGAUUCAACUAUAAUCCAUAAAUGUAAGGUAUCAACUGAGACCUAAUGGCGCUGUGACAGCAACACUGUGAUUGAGUUUGAGACAGUGAAAAUACAUAUGGUAUGUUGUAUCUGAACAGGUUAGCUUACAAGCUAAAGUUAUUUAGCACAGAUCAUCACAUGAGAGAUCCGACGCUAUGACUCUCCACAAGUUGUCCUUUAGGUCGUUAUCUUUGUAAUAUUUGUGUUUUUUAUCAAAAAGCACUCUGUUCUCCGACACGUAAACAAUGAGCCGGUCGGCCAUGUUGGAUAUACCGGUGAAUCAGACACCGCAACAACACGAAAUCUAAUUGGUCACAAGUGGACACACAGUAUGAGAAACUUAGGAUUAAUCGUCCGCAAUAUGAGUGUGUGUGUGUGCGCGCCUGCUCACACUUAACUAACCAGCCACUCUUCCUCUCCUCCAAUCACAGCCUCUGCAGCAGGACACUUAACGAGGCGCUCAGAGUUCGUUAAAUAAUUUAUAACACCUCAUCAAUAUUCCAUCUGCUCAGCAGCACGGGGGGGGGGGUAGGUAUAUGUGUUUUGAUGUGAGAGCGCAGAGACGAACCACCCUCAGUCUGUCGGUAACAAGAAGAAGGAGGUUCAGACGAUUCAACGAUCUGUCAAAGCUGCUCUCCGCGCUGCCUGCAGGGACGGCUGGGAAAGUCUAAAGUCAGAGUCUGAACUCCUGACUCUGCUUCUCCCUUUGUGUUUGUGAAAAGAUGAAAAUGUUCGCCGUUUCUGUGGUCGCUCAGAUUUCUGACUCACAUCAACAUAAACACAGAUGACCUCCGGAGGACGCUGCCUCUGCACGGCCCCAGGGCAUGAUGGGAAAAGCUCAUCUGUGCUAAUAUGUGGUUCUCACAGACAGUAAUGAAGAGGUUUAGAGCGACAUUCAGGAGUGACAGAGUGCCAGCAUGGAGCGAGGAUCACAUGACGAGAAUCCACUGAAGUUCUGUAUUCAUGUUUGAACAGAAACAGAGCGAAUCGGAUGAUGAUCGAUCGUCUCCAUGAUUCAGUUUGAAACUCUGUGAAUCCAUCAGAGUUUCCCCUGAUGCUCUGGGAAUCUGUCAUGGCGUGCAUGUUGUUUGGCUAGUGCGAGUGCUCCUUCAGGCUUUAAACAGCAAGUAAAGGAUUAUUCCUCUGAGCUGACCUCAGUUGGUGAUUCAAACAAAGACAGUGUCCUUGGUUCCUUAGUCGUGUUUACGUUCAUUUUGGCGCCAUGCUGUUUCUGUAAAUGUGUUCCUACAUGUCUAUAGUCCGACCAACAGCACACCUGUUCACUUCAGACACUUAGUAAGCCCCACCCCUUCCUCUAGUCCCAUGUUUACCUGGUGGAUCUGUGACCACAUUAUAGAUUAUAUCAGUGCAACAAGUUGAUGUCCAAUCUGAGGAAGAAUGAAAACUGUCCGUGAACAUGCAGGUAUGUGAGAUCGAACACGUUCAGAGACUCUCAGCAGUUCUUCAUAUGAGGGACCAAAACCCCCAAACUCUGACCUCUGACCUCUUUCAUUCAUUUUCUUGCGCUUAUCCGGGUUGCGGGGUAGCAGCUUCAGGAGAGAAGCCCAGACGGCCCUCACCCCAGCCACUUCUACCAGCUCCUCCGGGGGGAUUCCAAGGCACUCCCAGGCCAGGCAAGACAUAUUAUUCCUCCACCUGGUCCUGGGCCGGCCACGAGGUCUCCUCCUGGUGGGACAUGUCCAGAACACCUUUAAUGGGAGGCGUCCUAAAGGCAUCCUAACCAGAUGCCUGAGCCACAUCAACUGACUCCUUUCGAUGUGGAGGGGCAGUGGUUCUAUUCUUAACACCUCCCGAGUGUCCGAGCUCCUUACCCUAUCUUUAAGGCUGAGCCUGGCCACCCUGCGAAGGAAACCAAUUUGGAAUGCUUGUAUCCGCGAUCUUGUUCUUUCGGUCAUUACCCAAAGUUCAUGGCCAUAGGUGAGGGUCAGCAUGUAGAUCAUAGAGGUCGAGAGUCAUUGUGCCUUUUUUCACCAUGACUGAUCGGUUAAGUGUUCGCAUCACUGCUGAUGCCGCUCCGAUCCGCCUGCCGAUCUCCCGCUCCAUCCUACCCUCUCUCGUGAACAAGGUCCCGAGAUACUUGAACUUCUCCACUUGAGGCAGGACCUCCCCUCCAACCCGGAAAAGGUCAUCUACCUCUCUCCGACUGAGGACCAUGGCCUCGGACUUUGAGGUGCUGAUUCGUAUCCCAGCCGCUUCACACUCGGCCGCGAACCGCCUCAGCAAGAGCUGAAGGUCACUGCUUGAUGAAGCUAGAAGAACAACAUCAUCUGCAAAAACCAGCAACGCGAUCCUCUGCCUGCCCAACUGGACACCCUCCACCCCACGGCUGCGCCUAGAAAUUCUGUCCAUUAAGAAUUGGGAACCUCUUUCCAAAGUUCCCAAAUAUCCCUCACACAAAACAUCCUCUCAAACUGAUGAGGUGACACAAGUCUGAAAGUCAGGCGCUAACUCCUGAAUUGCUUUGACGGUCCUGUUCGCCGUCACAUGGACUCAGGUUGCAUGCUCCAUCCUCCAUGUUUCAGCUCUUCUACAAAUCUUGAUCUUUGUUCGAUUUGAACUUGGUCAAACCUCAUUCUUCCCAUUUCUAUGACAACACUUUUUAAAUCAGAGGUGUUUUCACGUUGUGUCGUCGAUUGAGGCUCAAAGGUUUUUCCUCAAAAUCUCCUGAAAAAGUUUCAGUUCAUCUCCACCAAUCAGACAGGGCUCAGGGUUUCUGUCUCUGCCCUCUGUCUAUGUCAUUUCCUGGCUGGUUGCCAUGGCACCAGAGGCAAGGUGUCCCCAUUUCCUGCCCCACUGUGUGUGUGUGUGUGUGUGUGUGUGUGUGUGUGUGUGUGUGUGUGUGUGUGUGUGUGUGUGUGUGUGUGUGAGAGAGAGAGAGAGAGAGAGAGAAAGUCCCCAACAACAACACAGCUGUCUACUUGCAUGAGGAAAGUGUGUGUGUGUGUGUGUGUGUGUGUGUGUGUGUGUGUGUGUGUGUAAACGAGGGAUCUCUUGUCAGCUGCAGAGAAACAGAGAGGUAGAGAGACUUUGAUGCGAUUAUAUUUGUCCCCGAGCUUCGAUCUCCCACACACACACACACACACAGUCAUACUGAUGUUCAAGGGUGUUACUGCUUGCUGCAACAUGAAUUCGACACAGUUACUCCUAAUGAGCCCUUUGUGUCUUUGUGUGCGUGUGUGUGUGUGUGUGUGUAUGUGUGUGUGUGUGUGUGUGUGUGUGUGUGUGUGUGUGUGUGUGUGUGUGUGCAGCUGUUUGACUCCUGCUGAGUUAAACUCGUUAAUGGAUCCUGGUGUUGGUAGGAAGAGUUUUGUUUCUGUUUCUCACAAAAAUCGGAUUAAAAUUACUUCUAAAAACCAUUGACUGACUUUUUGUUUGGGAAUCAUGGAUGCUGCAUCCAAAGACUCUUACCCCUAAUUUUCACGGUAUCCAGAAAGUCUAAUAAAAGGUUGUAUCCUCUGUAUCCUGGAACCAUUUAAGUAAAGGUGUCAAUUUUCACCGGCUUCUUUCCGUUUCUUUGUGGAUCGCCGGACUCCACAGCUGAUCACAAGAGUUCUAUUUUUUCCUGGCGCCACAGAAUGCCGGAUAAAUGCAACACAGAUUAACUCGUGCUGGAAAAAUAAAACAUCCGGCUUCUUUUCAAAAUAAAACACUGUGUUUCAGGCAGAUCGUAUUUUACACCAUGCAAACGGGUGGAGACGAACAAGUGGAAGGUUUGUAGGCAUUAUUUCACCCUGAUGACGCCAUGGACGAGGAGAUGCUGGUUCUAGAAGUCUAGAAGUAGAUUUCCUUUUCUGGAAGGACAAAAUCUACUGCUUAUAUGUCUGUGUGGCUGUCUUUACAGAGACAACUUGUUAUCCCGUUAUUGAACAUGAAUCCAUGGGUUCUUUUGAGUUCUUGAGGAUUCACAUGCAAUUAAUCCGCCAUGAAAUUUACCUCACCAACAGAGCCGGUAGGAAUUGGUAUGGCAAAAUUCUCUGCUAUUCCAGAUGCAGUUUAAAUUGGGGGUAAAGGUCCUCACAGCUCCCAGUCCAGAUCCAGCAUCCCAAAUGGUCUGGGGAUCAUCAGAGUCCAUGUCCUGGGUAUCUUCUUUGCUGUCUCGUUUGCCGUGUCCGAAUAUAAGUCAAGCGCUAAAAUAACUUCAGUAGAUGUAACCAUCUUCUUUCAGGCCUCUGAUAUUUGCUUUUUUCCGACUUGGUAACUGAAACGCUGGGAACUCGGGUGUGACGUUAUUUUCAGCUCCGACAUCUGACUUGAGAGGUAACUCGAACGCACCAUUACCUCAGACCUUCUAAAGGAAAUUAACCAACACUUCCUCUUUGCUUCGCCCCCAGUGCACCAUGGGAUCUGCAGUUCUUGUGAGUCUCCUCCUCAGCCUGGUGACAUCAUCAGUGUGUGCUGGGGUGGGCGGAGCCAGUCAAGGUAAAGACCAAUUUCAGUGGUUUCAGAGUGACUCCAAAUUGCAGAAUUUUUUUUUGUUGGACGGUAGGGGAAGGUCCCGCCUCCUUCGCCUCUGAUUGGCUAGAAGUUCUGGGCUCCGAUUGGUUAUUCCUUAUGGCUCUGAAACGUCAUCAUCUGUCGGGUAGGGUCAGGAGAUUCAGAAUUGUGAUAAUGUUCUGUAAGGUUCUGUUAGAUGUGAUGAUGUUUCACAGCCAAUCAGAGGCAAAGGAGACGGGACCUUCCCCUACCAUCCUCAAAAAAAAAAAAUAUCGCGUCCAGUUCAGGUUCAGUCUGCCGUUCCCUCAGAAGUGAGGAGUAUCUUUGCUGACAAAGAUGGAGGUCAAAGUUCAUCAGCGAUGUGUUGUUGUUGUUGUUGUGUAUCAUAGGUGGCGCCGCGUUGUGUCCUCUGCAGUGUGUGUGUGAGACGAGGCCGUGGUACACUCCUCAGUCUGUGUACCAUCAGGCCCGGACGGUAGACUGUAAUGAACUCCACCUACAGAGAGUCCCAGCCAAUGUCUCCUCAGACACACAGGUGAGCCUCCUUAGAACCGGGCCGCAGGCGUCCUUGUUGGCAUGACUCAGACCCAAAGUCUCUGUCCUAGACGUUUUCCCACCUGAGUCUGGACCUGUCACUCAUCUGUGGUGGUGUUUUAGGUCCUGCUGCUCCAGAGUAACAACAUCUCAUCCAUCACCACGGAGCUGCAGAGUCUGACCAACCUAACAGAACUGGACCUGUCCCAGAACCACUUCACACAGGUACCACACCUGCUCCUUCAGGGUCUUCAGGGUGUGUUUACAUGCUGGUUCCGCUUCACUCUAGGUUCUUCGCUCUCUGUCCAGGUGAGCUCCAUGGGUCUGUCCUCUCUGGGCCGGCUGGUGACUCUGUAUCUGGAGGAGAACCACAUUGAGAAGCUGGAGGACUUCAGCCUUAGGAACCUGUCCAGUCUGGAGGAGCUCUACAUCAACCAUAACCACAUCUCCUCCAUCGGGCCCAAAGCCUUCGCUGGGCUCACCAACCUGCUGAGGUGACCACGGCUGCUUCUUCCUGUUCUCCUUCCUGUUCUUCUUCCUCUUCUUCUUCUUCAUCCAUCCUCUCUUUCUUCCUCCUCUUCAUUUCCAUGAUUUGUUCCACAGUUCUAAGAACUUCCUAAGAACCUUUUAAAGGACUGCUAAGAUCCCCAACAGAACCUCUGAAAACUUUCUCAACAUACAUACAUCCAUUAUUCAUCCAUCCCUUGUUCAUCCAUCCAUCCAUCAUCAUCCAUCCAUCUAUCUAUCAUCCAUUAUUUAUCAUCCAUUCAUCCAUCCAUUAAUCAAUGAUCCAUUCAUCUAUCUAUCAUCCAUCAUUUAUCAUCCAUUCAUCAUCCAUUCAACCAUUGAUCAUCCAUCCGUCAUCCUUCAUUGAUUAUUCAUCCAUCCAUCCUGCAUUUGUCCUUGCAUUAUCAUCCAUCCAUCAUCCAUUCAUCCAUUAUCAAUUAUCCAUCCAUCUAUCCAUCCGUCAUCCAUCCUUCAUCUAACUAUUCAUGCAUCAUCCAUCCAUCUAUUUAUCAUUCAUCCAUUCAUCCAUCAUUUUUCUUUCAUCCAUCCGUAUGUCAUCCAUUAUUCAUCCAUCCUUUAUCCAUCCAUCUGUUAUACAUUUAUCAUCCAUCCAUCAUCCAUUCAUCUAUCAUUCAUCCAUCAUCCAUUGUUCUAUGCAUCCAUCCAUCAUCCAUUCAUCAUCAUCCAUCCAUCCACCAUUCAUCCAUCCAUCUAUUUAUCACACAAAAUUCAUCCAUCCAUUUAUCAUCCAUCUAUCAAUGACCUAUCCAUCCAUCUAUCAUCCAUUAUUAAUCACCAUUUAUCAAUCAUCCAUCCAUCCAUCAUCUAUCAUUCAUCAUCCAUCCAUUCAUCCAUCGAUCCCUUAAACAUCCGUCCAUUUCCAUCCAUCCAUCCCACGUUGGUCCUUUCAUUUUCCAUCCCUCAUUCAUCCAUUAUCCAUCCAUCUAUCCAUCCGUCAUUCAUCAUCUACUAAUCAUCCAACAUCCAUCCAUUAUAAUCCAUCCAUCCAUCACCCAUCCAUCUAUCAUUCCAUCCAUCCAUUCAACUAUCCAACCAUCUAUCAUCCAUUCAUUCAUCCAUCAUUCAUUCAUCCAUCAUCCAUCCAUCUGUCAUCCAUUAUUCAUCCAUCCAUCAUCUAUCCAUCUGUAAUCCAUUUAUAAUCCAUCCAUUCAUCAUCAUCCAUCCAUCCAUCCAUCUAUCAUCUAUUUAUCAUCCAUCCAUCCAUCAUCUAUUCAUUAUCCAUCCAUCCUCUAUUUAUCAUCCAUCCAUCUAUUCAUCAUCCAUCCAUCCAUGUAUCCAUCUAUCAUCCAUUCAUCCAUCCAUUCAACUAUCUAACCAUCCAUCAUCCAUUAUUCAUCCAUCCAUUAACCAUCCAUCUGUAAUCCAUUUAUCAUCCAUCCAUCCAUCAUUCAUCCAUCAUACAUUGUUCUAUGCAUCCAUCCAUUCAACUAUCCAACCAUUCAUCAUCCAUUCAUUGAAUGGAUGGAUGAUGGACGACAGAUGGAUGGAUAGAUAGAUAGAUGGAUGGAUAGAUGAUGGAUGGAGGAAUGAGGAAUGGAUGGAUGGAUGAAUCAAUGGAUGAUGGAUGGAUGGAUGGAGUCCAGUGCAGCAUCCAUCCAUCAUCAUCCAGCCAUCCAUCAUUCAUCCAUCCAUUUAUUUAUCAUCCAUCAUUCAUCCAUCCAUUUAUCAUCCAUUCAUUUAUCAUCCAUGUAUCAUCAGCUAUCCAUCCAUCUAUUAUCCAUCAGUAAUCACCCAUUCAUCAAUCAUCCAUUCAUCCAUCAUCUAUCAUUCAUCAUCCAUCCAUUCAUCCAUCAAUCCCUUAUACAUCCAUCCAUCUUCAUCCGUCCAUCUUCAUCCAUCCAUCAUCAUCUAUCCCAUCCAUCCAUCCAUUCUCAAUUCAUUCAUCCAUUCAUCCUUCAUCCAUCUAUUCGCCAUUAAUUAUUCAUCCCUCCAUCCAUCAUCCAUCUAUUCAUCCAUCCAUCCAUCAUCCAUCUAUUGGUUGGUUCACAGAGUUAUCUUCUUCACCUUGUUUCCGGCGAGAUCGUUCUCCAAAGUCUUUGGCUGUGUCCGAAAUGAAUCACUCAAUCCCUAACCCCUAACCCCCAUAUGGGAUUUUACUAUAUAGUUGACUAUGUAGUGAACUCAAUUACCGGAGGUUUCGGAAACUACAUGGCAUGACGCAAUGCAUGAUGGGAUACCCACCACCAGUGAGUGACCAUCGGAUGGUCACUACAUUUUGCAAUGCUUUACCGGAAAUUUUGAGUCGCCUAUAUAGGGCACUGGAAUUGAUUACAGAGAUUUCAGACACUCCUCAUAAUGGCGCUAACCCCCAUGCAGUCACCUAUAUAGGGGUUAGGGAUCUAUUUCGGACACGGCCUUUGUUUUUUUUUCUGUCGUUGUCAUUAAUUACCCAUGAUGCAUUGCAGUCUGUGAUAAAGGGAGUAAGUCUUGGGUUUUGCUGCCCUCUGCUCGGUCUUGCAGGCUCCACCUAAACUCCAACCGGCUCGUGGCCAUCGACAGUCGGUGGUUUGAGUCCUUGCCAUCCCUGGAGAUCCUGAUGAUUGGGGAGAACCCCAUCCUGGGUCUGGAGGAGAAGAACUUCCUGCCCUUGUCCCGCCUCCACAGCCUGGUGUUGGCCGGGAUGGGACUGGCCUCUGUCCCCUCUGCAGCCUUCCUGGGACUUGACUACCUGGAGAGCCUUAGUUUCUAUGACAACCGUCUCAGGUUGGUUGGAGGGUGAUGACAGGUUCAACCCCUUCUCUCGGAGUGCUUUGGCUCUGGACUGAUUUUAUUGUUUCUCCCUCACAGGUCGGUUCCUCGAGACGCCCUGAGUGUGCUCCCUAAUCUGAAGUUCCUGGACCUGAACAGGAACCCCAUCAGCCAAGUCCAGCAGGGAGAUUUCCAGAACCUUCAGCACCUAGAGGAGCUCAGGUAAGAACUGAAAUAGAUCCGGAUCAGGAGCUUUUAGGUUUGAGGAAUUUAUUUCAGAUUGCCUGGCUGAGUUUGAAAAGUCUUCAAAAACAGUAACUGUGAAAUUCUUUAAUCAUUGAUCUGAUCAGAGGAGUUCCUGGGAUAUGGCCGUCUGAGUCUCAAAGUCUCUUUUCAAAUUAAAAGCCUUUUAAAAACCCUUCGAAAAGUCAGAUCGUAGUUGAUCGGAACCAUUCAAGUUAACGUGUCACUUUCCACCAGCUUCUUUCCGUUCCUCUGUGGAUCACCGGACUCCUCAGCUGAUCGCAAGAGUUCUAUUUUUUGCAGAUGCUGCAGCAUGCCAGAUAAAUGCAGCACAGAUUAACCCGUGCUGGAAAGGAAGUCAGGCACAUACACAAAAUAAAGCAUCCAGCUUCGUUUCAAAAUAAAACACUGUGUUUCAGGAGGAUCGUAUUUCACACCAUGUAAACUGGCGGAGACGAACAAGUGAAAGGUUUUUAGACGUCAUUUCACCCCGAUGACACCAUGGAUGAGGAGAUGCUGAUUUCAGAAGUAGAUUUCCUCCUCUGGAAGGACACAAUCUCCUGCUUAUAUGUCUUUGUGGCUGUCUUUAUAGAGACAACUUGUUACCGCGCGAUUGAGCAUGAAUCCGCGGGUUCUUUAGAGUUCUCAGGAUUGCCACUGUCCGUAAUCCGCCCCAAAUUUGUCUGGACUGGUGCCGUUCCGGACAUGGUGGAAAUCCUGGAUGAGGCUUCUUUGUUUAGUAAUUUCUGUUCUGUCCUCAUACAGAGCGUUACUGUGAAAAAGAGCAGACUCCUCCUUUAUUGUUUUUUUUUUUAUUAUUUCAUAUAUGUGCUUUGUUGUUUGUGUAUUUUGUGUUACUUCUUGGUUCUUGUUAUCUGUUUAUUCUUUACUUUCUCUUUUGUGUCAUUUAUUUGUUAUUGAUUUGUUUAUUUUGUUUUGUUAUUGUUGGCUUUGUUUUGUUUUCCAUGGAUUUAUGUAUUUCUACGUAUCUGUAUUUGAGGAACCCCUCGAAAACGAGAUGGUUCAUCUCAAGAGGUUAUUCCCAAUAAAGAAUUUCAAGAUUAAGUAUUCUUGAAUAAUUAACUCUGAUAUCGCAAUAAUGUAAAUAUAUGUAGAGUUGGGCAGUAUGAACAAAAUCUUAUAUCACAGUAUAAGUAAUUUCAUAUCACAGUAACAGUUUAUAUCACGGUACGUUUUUUCCUCCUGUAAAUUUAGUUAAUGACUUAACAAUAACCAUACUGUCUCAUUUGUUCAUUUUCCUUUUAUUUUUAAACUCUGAUUUUUAUACAAAUACAGACAAAAUGUCAGAUCAGUCUGGUGAUUUUUUAUCAUAUGGCGUAUCUUUGGUGAAAGACUCUGCCAAACUCUUGAGUAUGAGAGGAGCUGCUACAGUUUUAGUUUUUGGUGCAGCACGUGCGUCACGCAUCUUUUUGCUCUCAUAAUAGAGCUUGGCGUGUUUCAUCUUUAUAUGGUGGAAGAGGUUGUUGGUGUUUCUUUUUCCAGCAACGACAGCCACACGACAUUCUUUGUAUAGUUUUGUUUUUUGAUCAUUGUCGGAUUUUCUACAUCCAAAGAAUCUCCAGACAACCGAUGUUGUGACUCGCGCCCUUUUUCGGAACUAGUUCCUCCUCCUCUUCCUCGUGUUGGGUGGGUCAGGCUACCUCCAUUUGCUCGGAACUGCCACUAUUCUCCGCGUCCGCCAUGACCACCACCAGUGAAGCGGUUUGUUCUUCGUUGAAACUAUGCCAAGCAGUCUGCUGGACACGCCGGUGAUUAUAGGGAGCGCACCCAAACCUGACCAAUUAAACAGAGCGAACAAACUCCGCAGGACACGCUGACUCAGUGAGAUGCAGCAGACCUCUGCACUCUCUCUCUCUCCGGUAUAAACAAUAGAUGGAUGAUAAAUUUCUACCAGUAGACACUUUUAUACCGUCACACGAUAUAUACUGCCCAACUCUAUUUGUAUGUAAAGGUGACGUUUGUGUCACAUUUACUUUUUUAAUAUACUGUGUAUAAAACCGUCUGUAUCUAUUUUAUUUAUUUCUAUAUAUAAUCAUUAACUUUUUUCUAUUUAAUAAUUUAUUUAAAAAUAUUUAUGUUUUUAUCGAUCUGUUAGUUUGUUUUAUCAUUUAUAUACUGAUUGAUGUUAAUUUUCUAAUCGUAUUCAUUCGUAUUCAUUUUUAUAUCAUUUUUCUGAAAUGGAUCGAUGUCAGAGAUUCGCCCCAAACCUCAAGGUUUGUUCGGGUCAGUCUUGGUUCUGCCGAGUUUCGAGUCCCUCUGUAUUUUUGUUUACAGUCUGAACAACAUGGAGGAUCUGCUGAUGGUGGAGCGAGCAGCUUUCCAAAACCUUCCAGAAAUGGCCAAAUUGGAGCUCUGCAGUAACCCCCGACUGUCCUACAUUGACCCGCAGGCCUUCAGGUGAGAGAAGACCGAACCAUGACCCAACAGAACCAAAGGAAAGUUAUUAAAGAAGGAAAAUUUACACACUCGUGUUCCCUUCUUUCCUUCUUUUCUCUCCUUUUUUUAUUUCUCCUCUUCUUCUACAUGUCCUACUCUUCCUUGUUUCCUUCUCCCUCUUCUUUCCUCUCCUUUUGUCCCUCUUCUUUCCUUGUUUCCUCUCCCCUUGUUUCCUCCUCUCUUCUUCUUCUUUCCUCCUCUCCCCUUCUUUCCACCUCUCUCCUUCCCUCACCUCCUCUCCCCUUCUUUCCAUCUCUAUCCUUCCCUCGCCCCCUUUCCCCUUCUUUCCUCCCCUCUCCUUCUUUUCUCCUUUCUCCUUUCCUUGCCUCCUCUCCCCUAAUUCUUCUGUCUCCUCUCCCCUUCUUUCCGCCUCCCCCCUUCUUCCCUCCUCUCCCCUUCUUUUUCCUCCUCUCUUCUUCCCUUACCUCCUUUGCCCUUCUUUCCUUCCCUCUCCUUCUUCUUUCCUCCUCUCUCCUUCCCUUGCCUCCUCUCCCUUUAUUUCCUCCUCUGUCCUUCCCUCUUCUUGCUCUCUCCCCUUCCCUUGCCCCCGCAUCUUUUCUCCUCUCCUCUUUUUUCCUCCUCUCUCCUUUUUCUGUUCCCUCUCUCCUUCCCUUGCCCCCUUCCCUUCUUUCCUCCCCUCUUUUUCUUCUGUUCACUGUCCCCUUCUUUCCUCCUUUCCCUUUCUUUCCUCCCCUCUUCUUCUUCUGUUUCCUCUCUCCUUCCCUUUCCUCCUCUCUCCUUCCCUUGCCUCCUCUCCCCUUCUUUCCUCUCCUAUCUCCUUCCCUUGCCUCCUCUCCCUUUCUCCUUUCCUCCUCUCCCCUUCUUUCCUUUCCUCUUCUUUCCUGGCCUCCUCCUCUCCCCCCUCAGUGACCUGUCCUCCCUCAGGACGCUCCUCCUCCACAGUAACCAGCUGGGCCUCCUCUCCGGGGACCUCCUCUCAUCCCUGCCGUCUUUGGAGGAGGUGUCUCUGCACUCAAACCCUCUCAGGUGUGACUGUCUCUCCUCCUGGGGGCCUCACCUAGGGAACCAGUCUCACCUGAAGCUGCUGGAGUCUUCCAUCACCCUCUGUUCCUCCCCCCCUCACCUGGUUGGCCGGGAGCUGCAGGAAGUGGUGGCGUUGGGGUGGGGUGGGGGCGGAGCUAACAGCUGCCUGCCUCACAUUUCUCCUCACACUUUCCCGCCCACCAUGAAUAUCAGCGCCGGGGAACCAAUCACACUGGAGUGCUGGGCGGAUGCUGACCCCGCCCCUCAGUUCUACUGGGUGACGCCCACAGGAGACAAGGUGGGCAGAGUCAGAGUGUGCACACUGUGUGAUUAUAAUGAAGGUAGAGUUAAGGUGAGAGCGGAGAGCACCCUGGUGGUGGGUUGGGGGAAGUGUGAGGAAUGAAACGAUAGAAGCCGCCCCCUUACCGCCAUUUUGACGCCUCUGAAAAUACUGAUCAUGUUUUUUCUCCCAGGUGAGCUCAGAGGCUGUUGCUGCACCAAUCAUAUCAGAGCAGGGGCGUGGCCUGAGCAGGAAGAAGAAGAAAAAGCACCGUAUGUCCGAGCCUGGAGCUCUGGUGAUUGAACACGCCGAGCCGUCAGAUUCAGGUCAGUGAGGUCAUACCUACUCAUGCUGAUGUCACAUAAUAAUGGCGCCAUCUAUAGGACCGACCUGGGACUGAACUCUCACACAUGACAUCUGUGUAUUACAAGGAUAUAACUCCACCCACUAACCACUGAACACCUCUGUACCCGCCGUCUGUCCUCCAAACUCUCUCAUUGUCAGGUGUGUACACCUGCGUGGCGUGGAACAUGGAGGGAGCCGACACGAAGAGCGUCUCGGUGUUCGUGGACUCAAAGGCUUCAGGAGGCUCAUGGUCAGGCGGCGGGGGGAGCUGGUGGGGCGCCGACCCCAGCAGAGAGCAGCCGUGGGAGAACUCGUCUGCUGCCUCUCUGGUAGUGACGGCAAAGGUGAGCAGUUACCUGCAGCCCUGCCCAUCUGUGUGUGGGCGGGGCUAAACACAGUUACAGUCCAAUCACAAGGGUCUUUGUUCAGACCGCCACCGCUAAGAUGGAGGUUUCUGCUCCCUGUGCAGGUGGUGCACGCUGAGUCGGUAGUGUUGGAGUGGAAGUUGUAUCCCAGUCGAGGACCUUCACCUGUGGGUCAGAACCACCAGGACGCCGCCGUCCCUCUGACCCGAUGGACCAGCGCCACCGUUCACAUCGAUAACCCUCAGAUCAGCUACACUGCCAAGGUGAGCUCAUUCAUCUGACCACACCUGUUAAUAACCUCCACCCUGACCACUGAUCCCAGAGUCAGAACAAGACCAGGACACAGACACUGAGUUUUUUUACUUUCUGAAUAAAAGGUUUUCAUUUUUUCAUGUACUAAUUUUUCAUUUUCUCAUUUUUCAUUUUUUCAUCUUCAUUUUUUAAUGUUUUCAUUUUUUAAUCUUCUAAUUUUCUCCAAUUUCUCAUAUUUCAUUUUCUCAUUAUCUUAUUUUAUCAUUUAAAAUUUUCUCAUCUUCUCACUUUCUUAUUUCUUAAUUUUCUCUUUUUUCAUUAUCUCGUUUUUUCUCCCACAAAUAAGCCCGCCCCCUCGCUCUCUCUCUUGCAGGUCCCUGCAGACGUUCAGGAAUAUAACCUGACUCACCUCCUUCCUGCCACAGAAUACCAUGUCUGCCUCACCGUCUCCUCCUCUCCUCCCUCCUUCACUUCCCCUUCCUCCUCUCCCAGCUCUUCUCCAACCUCCAUCUCUUCCUCCUCUUCCUCCCCUUCCUCCCCUGUCCACACCUCCUGUUUGAACGUCACCACAAAGGAGGCAGGCUUUUCUGUGGAGAUGGUGGCAUCCCGGCGCAGCAGCGUGGCGCUGGCGGCGGUCAUGGGCUCCAUGUUCGCUCUGUCCAUCAUGGCGCUGCUGGUGGUCUACAUGGGCCGCCGUGUGCAGCAGCACAAGUCCUGCGGCCACUCGCUGAAGAAGUACAUGCAGCAUGCCACCUCCAUCCCGCUGAACGAGCUGUACCCGCCGCUCAUCACGCUGUGGGAGAGCGAGGCCGAGAAGGACAAGGACGACAAGGAGGAGGAGGAGAGGGAGGUGGGGGAGAGGGAGGAGGAGGCAGGGGGGAGUCAGAUUGACACCACAAAGACAUACAUGUGGUAG
Molecule: messenger RNA, 19061 nt
Organism: Xyrichtys novacula (pearly razorfish)
Lineage: Eukaryota; Metazoa; Chordata; Actinopteri; Labriformes; Labridae
Source: the annotation of a GenBank genome assembly